UCUGCCUGCGUUUUGCUCCGCGCCGCUCACUCGCGAGAGACGUCGGGGUCUCCUUGUGACGUCAGUCCGGGGCUUCGGAUAGUGAGCACGCGCGGAAGGGGCCGGACGUUUUGCUUGGUUUCGUUUCUCCCGCGGAACGGCGCUGAAAGUGCUGCUUUCGGAACGGAAGCGACAGCACGGGGCCGGAACAGGCCUGCGAGGGGCGGCGUUCGCCGGCCGUUGUGCAUACGGCAGCUUGAAGCUGCUCAGCAAACAUGAUGCGUAAUAAGGUGGAGGUAGAGAAGUAUAUCGCUUCAUUGCAGGGCUCCAAGCCGCUGUCGCCCCGUGAGAAAUCACUCAAAGGAUUUUUGUUUGCAAAACUCUACUAUGAAGCCAAAGAAUAUGAAUUUGCUAAAAGGGAGGUGUCAGCAUACAUAAAAGUACAGGAGAGGGAUCCAAAAGCACACAGGCUUCUUGGCCAGAUUUAUGAAAUUCAGGGUGACAUUGAAAAGGCCAUUGGUUGUUACAAGCGAGUUAUUGAACUGAAUCCAGUGCAGAAGGAUAUUAUCCUGAAAGUGGCUGAUUUGCUCUGUAAUAAUGGAAACCUUAUUGAUGGAAGAGCUGAAUACUGGUUGGAGAGGGCAGCCAAGCAUUUUCCUGGUAAUAGGAUUGUUUAUAAACUGAAGGAAAAGCUACUGAGCUCAAAGGGACAGUUGGACCAUUCUCAACUGUUUGAUCUUAUUCAGUCUGAACUGCAAUCGAGACCAGAUGAUCCACAUGCUAAUAUACGCUUAGUGGAAUUCUACUGUUCAUUUGGGAAACUUGAAGAAGCAGUGAAUUUCUGCAUGAAUACAGAGAAGAGAAGAGCUCUUUCCAGAAGUCUGGAAUGGAACGCCUGUCUAGUACAGACAUUAAAGCAAUGUCUUGAUUCAUCAGAUGUCUUGGGAACUGAUAAAAGUAAAUCGCGAUCAAUGCAGAGGGAGUUGCUUCUAGCUUCCUCUAAUCUUAUGUUUUUGACAUUAUCAAACAGAGAUGUCCAAGAAGCUGUAGAUGCUCUACUGAGUUUUGAUCAUACAAUGCAUGUCACAAAAUCGUAUAUUACCACAACUAUGGAUGAUCUUUCUGCUGCUUUCAUUGAAAUAAGAGGACACCUGUAUUUGCAUGCUGGAUCAUUACUUGUAAAGAUGGCUCAGCAGAACGAGAUCAAAUGGAAAGCAGUUGUCGAUCUUGCUGCAUUGUGUUAUCUGAUUGCCUAUCAGGUUCCUAGACCCAAAAUAAAAUCUCUGAAGGCACAAGAGACAAACAAGGAAUUGCUGAGCUGGUUAGCAUCAGACAGACAAAGUCAAUCAGGUCACAUGUUAUUGAACUUAAUGGUUGGAAGGCCUGACUAUCACAAAGAAGUGGUGAAGACUUUUGCAAAUAAAGGUGGCCAAACUGCAUUGAUUGAAACAUUGUUUGGAAGUCUAACUUCUGAAAGGUCUUUUCUAGCCAAUGAUGACAUCCGAGAUGUUACAGGAAGCCAACCAGACAUGAACUAUCUUGUAAAAUGUGAUGAUGGUUGUGUUAGAUUGCAUGGUUCAAAUUUGCAGCACCUUGUCUGGCUUGGGUUGCAGCAGUUUUCAAUGGCUCAGUUACCUGUGGUCCGGAAUUGGUUGAAGCAGUUAUUUCCUAAAUUGCCCCAGGAAACAUCACGGCUUGACACAAAUGCUCCUGAGACUCUUUGUAUUUUAGAUCUUGAGGUUUUUCUUCUUGGAGUGAUAUUUUCAAGUCACACACAGAUACAAGAUAAAGCAGCUCAUCAUUACAGUUUACACCAGCCAAAGUGCUUGCCCCUUGCAAUCAGUAAGCUACUCUAUACAGAGCGACAAAAAGCCUGGUGGGAUGCUGUUUGCAACCUUGUCUACAAAAAAGCACAGCCAGGUACAUCAGUUAAGAUGAGACUUGUAAUCCAGCAUGAGCUUGCUACUCUAAGGGCAUUAGAAAAGCACGGACUUCAGCCCGCCCUAAUCAUACACUGGGCACGGAGCUUGGUCAACAUUGGAAGUCGAUUAAAUUCGUAUUAUGACCAAAAGGACUACAUUGGACGGGGUGCCUUUUACUGGAAGAAAGUUCAGCCAUUGCUACAGAUCAUUAGAAAGAAAAAGAACAUUCAUGAGCCUAUUGAUCCAUUGUUUAUGCACUUCCAUAGCAGGGAAAUUAAGGUUGAUGAAGUUAACGAUUAUGAAAGGGAAGCGGAAGUUGCUUUUGCUACACUUGAUGUAGUUGAUGGAAAAAUUGAUGAGGCAAUUGCUGCUUUUGAGUCCAUCAAUAACAUUGCUGCACAUUGGAAUCUUGCUUUGAUAUUUCACAGAAGGUCUGAAGAGUAUGAGAAUGGUGAUGGAAUGACACCUGAUGAACAUGAAGAAUGUAAAAUUUGCUUACUGCGUAGCAGAGCAUAUCUAAAAAAAGUGCUGAUUGAAACUGAAACUAACGUAACAACUAUUGACAGUUUGCCUGUGCCUUUAGAUGCAGUAAAAGAAAUGCUAGAAUUGGUAAGUCAGCAUCUUCAAGAGUAUAAUAAUGAUGAGCUUGACCAUGGUGAAGAAGACAACGCAUUUUCCCAGAUAGCUGAAAAUGGCACUUCUCCAGAGUUGACUCCAGUAAAACAUUCUACCCUAUCUCCGGUAAAGCUUAGCCCAUCGCCAACCAAAAGUUACAAGUGGUCUCCAAAGACUCCUCCACGCUGGGCUGAAGAUCAAAAACAUUUGCUCCAGAUGCUUUGCCAGCAAGUGGAACAGCUAAAGGGUGAAGUCCGUGAGCUGAAGAUGAAUAAUUCAAGUGCAACAGAAUCCCCACGACCCCAGUGGCAAGCAGAUAGUUGUGAUCCCCAUACAGAAAAUUAUCAAGGAGUACAAAGCUUUCAGGGGCCACCUUUAACAGUUGCUACUUCAGGAUCAACUGUGUUCUACAAUCAAUCUCCAAUGUACAAUUCCCAAUAUCAUCUUAGAGCAGCAUCCAACGUGGCUCCAACCAAGCAGGCUCCUACAUAUGGAAUUGGUCGGAUUCCACCACAACAGUCCGUGUAUGGAUAUCAGCAGCAAGCUCACACACCUCCUAUUCAAACCAAUUCGGCAUGUAUUUAUUCACAAGAUAUGUAUGGGCCACAGUUGCAUUUUGAAUCUCCCGCAACUGGAUUGCUUUCUCCAUUUGGUGAAGACUACUACAAUCAUGGCAUUCCACAAACAAGCACAAACCCACCUUUGCCAGAGCCUGGUUACUUCACUAAACCGCCUGCAGGAAUGCAACCUAUGAAACCUACAGAAACUAAAGGACGAUUUGGAACACCUAAUCAACAAAUACAAAAUGAAGCUGCAAAAAAUUCAUUGGUUACUGGACUAUUGCACUCAACACCAGCAACAACAUUUAAAUUUAACUCAAAUUUCAAGAAUAAUGAGGGAGAUUUUACAUUCUCAUCACCACAGAUGAAAGCCCAGACACCACCGUCAUCUGCUAGUGAUAGUCUCCUAGGAAUUUUAACUGCUGGAAGGCCUAUAAAAAAUGAUUUGAUUCUAGGUCAAAUGUCUACACAAGGAAUGCACAGUCGAGAGAGUUCCUUUUCCCAAGGAGAGCAGCAUUCUUUUAGUGACGUUUUGGCUCAAAGACAAAAUAAGAAUACAUUCAAUGUAUUGAGUAAUCAGGUGUUUGGUUUCAAGGAUACUAGCAAGCCGGCAACUUGUGGAGAGAAUGCUGAAGACAAGGAUGGUGAAAGUGAUGACGACAGUGUACCUGAUGAAGAAGAUGGGCCACAUUUUGACCCAGUUGUACCACUUCCUGACAAAGUAGAUGUAAAAACAGGAGAAGAAGAUGAGGAACUAUUGUUUUCCAACAGAGCUAAACUCUUCCGUUUUGACACCGAGACCAAAGAAUGGAAGGAACGAGGCAUUGGGCACAUAAAACUACUACAACACAGGACAUCCAGGAAAAUCCGGCUUCUAAUGAGACGAGAUCAGGUUCUUAAGAUCUGUGCAAACCAUUAUAUUACUGCAGAUAUGAAGUUGAAACCAAAUAAAGGAUCUGAUAAAUCAUGGGUCUGGUGUGCCUUGGAUUAUUCUGAUGAAAAACAAGUAUUUGAGCAACUUGCUGUUCGCUUUAAAACAGCAGAUGAAGCUGCAUUGUUCAAAGCCAAAUUUGAAGAAGCACAAAACUUGGUUAAAGAUGAUGAAUUAAAACUGAGCAGUCUGUUUGGCCAAGAACAGAAAAUGGGAAUCAAGUUGAAGUCUGAUGUGAACUUGGGUACUGUUAAGUCUACUGAAGACUCUGGAUUUGCUGCUCAGUUUUUGAAGAAACCUGGUGAGUGGGAUUGCAGCUCAUGUUUUGUACGAAACACUGCUUUAGAUUCUGUGUGUCUAUCUUGCCAAAGCCCUAAUGUCACUAAUAGAAAACAAAGUUUACCUUUUGCUUCAGAAAUGGAAGUUGCAAAAUUAGUGCAAAAUGGAAGUGCAGUUGAAGGACCUGAGAAGAUUACAGCUUUUACCAAACCAGUAGGGUUUGGUGACAAACUUACCAAUACUGAUGCAAAAUCUGCAACCUUUCAGGCACCCAAACCGAAUGGCAAACUUCCUAUUGUUACUUCAUUUGGCCAGUCAGCCUUCAGUGAGAGAACAUCUACUUUGACACGAGACACAUUACAAGGAAUAUUUGCCAGAAAAGGACAGUGUGAUUGCAGCACUUUGGAGAGAAAUUUGGAAGUGACAAGAUGUAUGACCUGUCAGGCAUCGAAACCCAAUGACAAAAUUCCAGUUGUUACUACAGUUGCCCAACCAGCAUUCAGUGAGAAAACCGCCACACAAAGCUUGGCAGGAUUAUUUUCCAAAAAAGAAGGACAAUGGGAUUGUGGUUCAUGUUUUGUGAGAAAUGAAUCAGAAAUGACAAACUGUGCUGCUUGUCAAACACCCAGAUCAAGCAAUAAAACGGCUGGAGUUUCAGCAGCUUCUACCACAACAUUUGCUCUUGGCAGAGUUUGCCCCAAAUCAGAUGCACCUGAAUUUGGAUUUAACGUUAACUUCCCAGCAAGUAGUUUUAAAUUUGGGAAUGGUAGUGUAAACAAUACUGCAGGCUUCAAGGUUGAGCCACCAUCAUCUCAGUCUUCAAGACCAUUUUCCAGUCCUGCAUUUACAUUUUCUUCAUCUAGUUCAGGUGGUAGCUUCACAUUUGGUUUGCCGGAUGCAUGCAAAGAUUCUACUAAAAAGACUAGUCAGCAAGGAUCGGCUGCACUCUUCUUAAAAGCCUUUGCUGAGCAAAAGGAGAGGGACAGAAUCACUGCACAAUCGGACAAAGAUCAAGUUCUAAACUCUGACAUUUCAAACCAAAGUCAAGAUUUUAUUCUAGGUAAAGAUAUGAAUGUCUCUACUUUUGCUGAUUUAGCAAAGUCUGCAGAUAAAGGUUUUCAAUUUGGCUCCAAAGAUCCUAAUUUCAAAGGUUUUGAAGGAGAAGGUCAGCAACUGUUUUCAACAUGUACAACAGCUACUUCUGCUGAUGAAGAUGAUGAACUCUAUAAAACUGAAGAGGGGGAUAAUAUUCAUUUUGAACCUGUGGUUCUUAUGCCUGAAAAAGUAGAUCUUAUUACUGGUGAAGAAGAUGAAUUGGUACUUUAUUCACAGAGAGUUAAACUAUUUAGAUUUGAUUCAGAAAGCAGCCAGUGGAAGGAGCGGGGUGUUGGAAACCUCAAAGUUCUCCAAAACAAAGCCAAUGGCCGGCUUCGGAUAUUAAUGCGUAGAGAGCAAGUUUUAAAAGUAUGCGCAAAUCACUGGAUAACUACAACAAUGAACCUCAAACCCUUAAUGGGCUCUGAUAGGGCAUGGAUGUGGUUGGCUAGUGACUUUUCAGAUGGUGAGGCAAAGGCAGAGCAGCUAGCAGCAAAGUUUAAAACACCUGAAUUGGCUGAAGAGUUUAAGGAAAAAUUUGAGGAAUUCCAAAGAUUGCUGUUGGAUAUACCACUACAGACACCUCAUAAACUAUUGGACAAUGGCAAGACUGCUCGACUAAUACAAAAAGCUGAAGAAAUGAAAAAUGGUUUAAAAGACCUGAAACACUUCUUAAAAGAUGAGAAAGGAAGCUUGCAGGAUGAAGGGAAUAUGUUGAGUUCUGUAUCUGAAAGCAGCAGUACAUCUGGUUUAGUAAUUAAACCACAUUCUGAAAGUACUGGACCUACUUUGGAGUGGGAUAAUUACGAUCUACGUGAAGAAGCUUUGGAUACUAGUGUGUCUAGCACUGGGUAUGGAUCUCCUGACACUAGCAGUCCAGUGAGGAAAAACCUUUUCCGUUUUGGUGAUUCAGCAACUGGUUUUAAUUUUAAUUUCCAACCCUGCUUGAGUCCAUUAAAAUCUCCUAAGUUGAACCAGAGUAGGUUGUCUGUAGGUACAGAUGAAGACUCAGAGUUUGGCCAAGAGGAAGAAAAGGACAUACAACAUUUUGAACCAGUUGUUCCAUUGCCUGAUUUGAUUGACGUAUCAACAGGAGAGGAGAAUGAGCAAGUUAUCUUCUGUCACAGAGCUAAACUUUACCGUUAUGAUAAGGAAGUGGGCCAGUGGAAAGAGAGGGGGAUAGGGGACCUGAAAAUUUUACAAAAUUAUGAUUCCAAAAAAGUUCGGAUAGUUAUGAGAAGGGAUCAGGUGUUGAAAAUUUGUGCUAAUCACUGGCUGACACCAGAUGUGAAAAUUGAGCCCAUGAAAGGAACUGAGAAAGCUUUUGUUUGGAGUGUAAUGGAUUUUGCAGAUGAUGUGGCAAAGGUGGAACAGUUAGCUGUGCGUUUUAAGCAACAAGAAGUUGCUAACUCUUUCAGAGACCUCUUUGAAGAAGCCAAGAAGGCUCAAGAACAAGGAACAUUAGUUACACCAUUGUCUUCAAGGGAAACUACCCCAAGGGAAUCUCCUUGUAAGAUUUCAGUGUCAAUGAUGGAGGAGACUAUUAAGGAAACGACAGAGCAAACAAAUAGUAGUGUUUCAAUUUCAAAUAGUGCGGUCAAGUCACCGAGUACUAGCGUGGCUGAAGCACCUCCAUUAAAGUUUGUAUUUGGAUGUGAUUCUAUGAAAUCCAUUUUCAACAGUGAGAAUGAGAGGCCUUUCACAUUAGGUAAUUCAGCAGCCGGGUCCUUUAGUUUCAGUUUUAAAAGUACAGGUUCAACGUUAAAAGACCAAGUACAAAGUGACUCCUGUGCUGUAAAGAAUAAACCGCAAGAUGUUGCUAAUGGUGGAUUUGAUUUUCGUAAAGCAGCUGCAUCUCUCUCAAAGUCUUCAGUGGUCAGCUUGUUGUCUUCAAAUUCAACAGCAGAAGGUGUGGAAACUGCUUUUGCAACUGAAGAUAAAUCCAAACAGACUCUAUUUAAUAGACCACAAUCUGGGUUUAAUUUUAGUCUUUUCAAAUCUAAUCCAUCUGCCUUUUGGACAAGCACAUCUGUCCCAUGGUGUGAAAAUAAAGUUGGAGGCGAAGAUUUACAAAUUAUUUUUGCAUCGGUACCCACACCUGAACAAGAAGCUCUUGCAAAAGAACUGAAACUUCCUCCAACAUUUUUUUGCUACAAGAACAAACCUGGCUAUGUUAGUGAUGAUGAAGAUGAUGAAGACUAUGAAACUGCAGUCAAAAAUCUCAAUGGAAAACUAUAUCCAGAUAAGCCCCAAAGGCAAAAAUCAGCUAUCACAGGUAAAAGCUUGAGAACUAAUGCAAAACUGGAUCCAGGUGCGUCAGGGGGACAAUUGGCUACCCUUGACUCGGAAUGUGUAUCUGCACCAGCUGAUAGAAGUCUUGGUAGAAAUCUACACCCAGAUCAGUGUAAGGAUUGGCUUCAUCAGGAUGCAUCUCAACAAGAAGUCUCCAGUAAAACAGGCACUUUCUUGAAAUCAACUGAUAAGUUAUGUUGUGGUGACAAAAAGGAGCAGAAGUCCUGUAUAAUAGGCUCCAGUGUGGGUAAUCUGGAAGAAGAUGGUGAGAAAGACUGUUUCAUUGUCUGGGAGAAAUUACCAACAGAUGAAGAGAGGAUGAAAGCUAAAAAUCUGCUGCUCCCUUCUACCUUCUUUUGUGGUUUAAGCAGUGAUACAGAAGGGGAGGAGAAGGAUGAUGAUGACUUCGAGACUGAAAUUAGAAAAAUAAGGGACUUCCAGAUAGCUCAAGAAGGGCACAUCAGCAGCUCCACUGAUGCACAGGCUACAGUACAGUUGAAUAAACAGACAAUGGAUACACCAGCUGCUGUUUCAAGGAUUGAACCAGACUCCACAACAAACUCUAUACCGAAGGCAGAAUUUCCAGCAUCUGAUGAUGGCAGCCCCAUUGAUUUAUCAGCUAGAAAAGAAAUGGAACCAGAUUCUACCACUCAGGAGAAUGGCAUAUUUGCAUUUGACUCUACAGGAUUUUCUUUUGCAGAUUUGGCUGCAAAGAAUAAAACUUACACAUUUGCAAAGAAAGCAACCAACUUUGUAUGGGAAAAUGCAGGAAUUCCUGUUUUUAAUUCGAUGGUGACUCAUACUCCAGCUGAUACGGAAGAUAAUGGUGCUGAUGUGGUAGCUGGUGAAGAUAUCCAUUUUGAACCAAUAGUUUCUUUACCAGAGGUUGAAACAAAAUCUGGUGAAGAAGAUGAGGAAAUUAUAUUUAAAGAAAGAUGCAAACUGUAUCGAUGGGACAGAGAUCUUGCUCAGUGGAAAGAGCGAGGUGUUGGAGAUCUAAAAAUUCUAUAUCACUCUCAAAAGCACUGCUACCGUAUUCUUAUGAGAAGAGAACAGGUUCUGAAGGUCUGUGCAAAUCAUGUUAUUACUGAUGAAAUGGAACUCAAAUUAUUGAAUUCAACAAGUAAUGCAUAUGUUUGGACUGCAGCAGAUUAUGCUGAUGGCGAAGCAAAAAUAGAACAACUUGCUGCCAGAUUCAAAACUCCAGAGUUGGCUGCAGUUUACAAGACAAAAUUUGAAGAAUGUCAAAGAGCACUUUCACAGCUCCAAAAAUCUGAAGAAUCGCAAGUUGUAUCCCAAUCAGAUAGCAAUAAUCCUGUUGUUUAUUUUGAUGUGUCUGCUGGUGAGAAGGUCUUGGGACGAAUUAUUAUGGAGCUGCUAGCAAAUAAGGUUCCACGGACAGCUGAAAAUUUCAGAGCCCUUUGCACUGGGGAGAAAGGUUUUGGGUUUAAAAGAUCAAUAUUCCACAGGGUCAUUCCAGGAUUUAUUUGCCAGGGUGGUGAUAUCACUCAAUGGAAUGGAUCUGGUGGAAAGUCCAUAUAUGGCAAUGAAUUUGAAGAUGAAAACUUCAGUUUGCGACACAUCCGCCCUGGUUUAUUGUCUAUGGCAAAUAAAGGCCCCAACACCAAUACUUCGCAGUUUUUCAUCACGCUGAAAGAAGCCCCACAUUUAGAUUUUAAACAUGUGGUUUUUGGCUAUGUCAAAGAAGGCAUGGAUGUUGUAAAACUAAUUGAAAAAUUUGGUUCAAAAGAUGGCCACACAAGCGACACCAUUACGAUAACUGAUUGUGGACAAAUUUCUUAAACUUUGCCCCAUGCACACUAUUAAAAUCUUACAUUAAGGGUUUGGAAUGGUGUAAUACUGGAUAUUGCCUUGGCACAAAAAUGUGCUGGUCUUUGGAUGUCAAUUUUUUGUUGGAUAUUGCAUGUUUCAGAAUAAAAAAUUGACAAACAUUAACAAGCAGUAUAAUCAAUCUUAAACGUACACAUAACAUGGUUUUGUGACGUUUACAGUCCUGUUGAACUUGAGCGGUAUUUUAAACCUGCCAAUUGACUUGGAGAAAAUACUGUUAUAAUUACAACUUUUGGAAGCUUUUCAUUUGAGAACUGUUGAGAUGCAAUGUAGUAAUUGCAUUCCAGCACUAAAAGUGGAAAUUGACAGGUAGAAUUGGAUGAUUUUUAUUUUUGCCUUGGUUAUGCAUCAUAUUUUGGUGGUGUUCAGAUUACUGCAGCAGAAUACCAGGUGAUUUAUCAAUUCCACUCAUAGAAUGGAGUUAAAUUUUUGAUGGUAAUUUACUGUCAGUGAAGAAUUAAGCUCUGCUAUCAACAUUGCAAAUACUGAAAUAGAUUGACAUUGUAAAAUGUAAACUUUUUUUUAAACAGAUCCUUUAGUAUUUGCUAAUGUUUGUGAUUGGCUCUGUAAUUUUGAAAAUUUAAUUGUUAAAAUCCAUAAGUUUAUACAUAUUUAUAAUAAAGGAGUAAUUCUGUACCUACUUUAGCAUUUCUUUUAGGUUCAAAUUCAUGCAGAUUUCAAGCAAUGGUGUUUGCAAACUUGC
This is a messenger RNA of Mobula hypostoma (lesser devil ray), 10227 nucleotides long. RefSeq names its product RAN binding protein 2 (gene ranbp2). Gene Ontology annotation, cellular component: nuclear pore; cytoplasm. Bases 255 to 9476 code for a protein of 3073 amino acids. The record is from RefSeq and is a predicted model, not a curated record. Gene Ontology annotation, biological process: NLS-bearing protein import into nucleus; protein peptidyl-prolyl isomerization; protein folding. NCBI's taxonomy places the organism in Eukaryota, Metazoa, Chordata, Chondrichthyes, Myliobatiformes, Myliobatidae. The transcript is spliced from 33 exons. Gene Ontology annotation, molecular function: GTPase activator activity; protein binding; peptidyl-prolyl cis-trans isomerase activity.